Messenger RNA from Funneliformis mosseae, 1251 nucleotides. NCBI's taxonomy places the organism in Eukaryota, Fungi, Glomeromycota, Glomeromycetes, Glomerales, Glomeraceae. The record is from the annotation of a GenBank genome assembly.
AUGACUAAUUUCUUGACGAAGUCGAUUAGCGUUAGUCGCGCUGUUUCCUUGGUUUCUCAUGGAAUCAAACCUUUCGUCGCAACGCGUGGCCUUGCAACGGUUAAAGAUCAGUCGUUCACUCUCAACAAAAAGCCACCUCCACCAAUAGCACCCUAUGCUCCCGUUUCAUUAAAACCAACACCCGCAACCCUCAAACUCAAAUCUGGUGAAGUUUAUACUGGCACCUCUUUUGGAGCAAAUGUCCAUACUUCUGGUGAAGCGGUUUUCACAACAUCUCUCGUCGGAUAUCCAGAGUCGAUGACUGACCCUUCAUAUCGCGGUCAAGUUCUUGUUUUCACCCAACCACUCGUUGGGAAUUAUGGUGUGCCUGGCAUCUUUAAAGAUGAAUAUGGCCUCCUCAAAUUCUUCGAGUCAGAUAGAAUCCAUUGUGAAGGAAUUGUUGUCAGCGACUACGCAUCUCGUUAUUCGCACUGGACUGCUGUUGAGUCGUUGGGUGAAUGGUGCACCCGUUUUGGAGUUCCCGCAAUCUCAGGCGUUGACACUCGGGCAAUUGUUCAUAUUCUGAGGGAUCAGGGUUCAACACUCUCCAAAUUGUAUAUCGGAGAAGACCCCGACUUCUCCAAAAUUCCUUAUUCCGACCCAAAUGAACGAAACCUCGUUUCAGAAGUUAGCACGGCAGUUCCCCGUGGUGCUGCGGUGACUGUUCUCCCUUGGAAUUUCAAUUUCAACAAGGUUUCGGAUCAAUUCGACGGCAUCUUCAUCAGCAACGGUCCUGGAAAUCCAACAAAAGUUGUCGAAACGGUUCAAAAUGUUCGUCACGCCUUGGCAACCUACAAACGACCAAUUUUCGGAAUCUGCAUGGGAAACCUUGUUUUGGGUCUUGCAGCUGGUUUAGAUGUUUAUAAACUCCGCUUCGGAAACAGAGGUCACAAUGUCCCCGCUUUGAACGUGCUCGACGGAAAAUGUCAAAUCACUUCCCAAAAUCAUGGUUAUGCAUUGCAAGACAACGUGAUGCCAAACGGAUGGACAAAAUAUUAUGUGAAUGCAAACGACGGCUCAAACGAAGGAAUUCGCCACACGACUCUCCCAUUUAAGAGUGUUCAAUUCCAUCCUGAAGCAAAAGGAGGACCUCAGGAUACAGAAUUUUUGUUUGACGAAUUUCUUUCGAAGGUUCGCACUGACAAAAUUCAACGCGAAGGGAUCAAAACCUUUGUUCCAGAAACUUUCAUUUCACAACCGCAAGUUGUUUGA